AUGGAGUUCCCCGUUCGUACAUUCAAGGUGGUAGUCGUUGGAGAUGGAGGUGUAGGGAAAAGAUCUGGUCCCAUUGUGUUUGAUGUAUGGGAUUGUGCUGGGCAACAAGAAUACAGAGGCAUUUCUGAUGGAUAUUAUAUGAACAGCGAUGCAGGCAUCAUUAUGUUUGAUGUUACAAGUCGAACUACAUAUAAAAAUGUUCUUACCUGGUAUGGAGAGUUGAGGAAAGCGGCUGGCGAUGAGAUCCCGAUUGUAUUGUGUGGUAACAAAGUUGACGUGAAGGGGCGUAAGGUGCGAUACGGCGACAUCACCUCGGGUCUCGAGGCGGGCCUUCAGUAUUACGAUAUAUCUGUAAAGCGUGAUUUCAACAUUAAAGAACCCUUCCUCUGGCUAACCCGCAAGCUAGUCGGAAACGCAAGCUUGGAAUUUGUGCCUGACACGUCAACGCCUCCGAAUACUGCCGAGAAGUCAUGUGGCCAAGAAAUGGGCCCAAACGAAGAUAAUGAUCUAGACAGAGAAUCCGAGAACGGCCAUCAAGAGGACCUAGCCGAGAACCUAGAUGAGCCCAACGUGACCGACGUGGACGCUGAUACUGCCACGGGUGAAUCCAGCCUAUUUGUCCUCUGCAUAUGCUGCACGAGGAUGAUAUUAAUUCGGUCGAACCUGAAUUCUGACAUUGCGAAACUAAGCCCAUCAUCGACUUCAAAGUUUUCACUGGCUGUAACGUCAUGUCGGCAUUGUCUGAAAUCGCAAGCCUGGUCUAAGACCAGCGAGCUGUCGCGAGAAAUGCUUGAGAAGUCUCGAAUAUAUGAGUGUGCGCGCAAGGUGGCCGGGGAAGAAACGGUUGUAACCUUGGGGGAUAGCAUAGUAUCGCCUGUCCCAGUUCUUACUCUUUUAAGCAAUCUAAGUCCCGAAUGCCGUGUCUGCGGGAUCCAGACGAGUGGCACAGUGCUGCAGAGAUUGGACGAGGUAGACGGCGAGAGUUUGAUUUUGCCCCAUUUGCCUGGAGCUUUUUUGUAA
This is a messenger RNA of Histoplasma capsulatum G186AR, 1020 nucleotides long. Its product is annotated as small GTPase RanA. Gene Ontology annotation, biological process: ribosomal subunit export from nucleus; protein import into nucleus. The transcript is spliced from 5 exons. NCBI's taxonomy places the organism in Eukaryota, Fungi, Ascomycota, Eurotiomycetes, Onygenales, Ajellomycetaceae. Gene Ontology annotation, cellular component: cytoplasm; nucleus. The record is from RefSeq and is a predicted model, not a curated record. The coding region runs from base 1 to 1020 and encodes 339 amino acids. Gene Ontology annotation, molecular function: GTPase activity; GTP binding.